Molecule: messenger RNA, 1191 nt
Organism: Phoenix dactylifera (date palm)
Lineage: Eukaryota; Viridiplantae; Streptophyta; Magnoliopsida; Arecales; Arecaceae
Product: stress-related protein
Source: RefSeq, a predicted model, not a curated record
AAUUUGUCUCCAACGAGCCUGCCUUUCUCCGGGGUUUCUGUUGAGAAGUUGAGAUUCGCGCUCCAGUUCUCGCUGCUCUCUCUCUAGGUUUUGGAGCAAGGGUUCUUCGAUUCUUCGUUCCAGAUCGGUUGAAUCGCUCGAAGAUGGCCGAAUCCAAGUACGAGUCCGAAGAAAUCAGCCAGGAAGGGGGAAGGCCGAAGCUCAAGUACCUGGACUUCGUGCACGUGGCGGCGAUGCAGGCGGUGGUUUGCUUGGCGAGCCUCUACGACUUCGCCAGGGAGAACUCUGGCCCGCUGAAGCCCGGCGUCCAGACCGUUGAGGGCACCGUCAAGACCGUCAUCGGCCCCGUCUACGAUAAGUUCCACGAUGUCCCCCUCGAGCUUCUCAAGUUCGUCGAUCGCAAGGUUGCCGACUCGGUGCGGGAGCUGCAGCGGCACGUGCCAUCCCCGGUGAAGUCGGCGUCGGCCCAGGCGUACACGGCGGCCCAGAAGGCUCCGCAGGUGGCGCGGUGCGUCGCCGGCGAGGUCCAGCGUUCCGGGAUGGUGGCAACGGCGGCCGGGAUGGUGAGGGCGUGCUGCAAGCGGUUCGAGCCGGCGGCCAGCCAGCUGUACAAGAAGUACGAACCGGUGGCCGAGAAGUACGCUGUGGCCGCGUGGCGGUCACUGAACCGUCUCCCGCUGUUCCCCCAGGUGGCGCAGAUCGGGAUCCCCUGGGCGGCGUACUGGUCGGAGAAGUACAAUCGGGCGGUGGGGUGCGCAGCGGAGCGGGGGUACGCAGUGGCGCAGUGCAUGCCUCUCGUCCCCACGGAGAGGAUCGCCAAGGUGUUCGGGGACGGGUCGCCGGAGUCGCCCUCGGGGAGCAGCAAGCCGGCGCCGCCGGUGGCUGCCGCGGCGGCGGAGUGUGGUUGACGGUGGUGCGUGGGAAUGUGGACUUGAUAACGACGGCAACCUCUGAAGACGUUUGAUGUAAAAACCAAGUUAUUAGAAAAACCUUAGAAUUUUGUUUUCUUUUGUUGCGUUCUUGUGUUGGUAGUGAGCGCUGGGUCUGUGAGUACGAUGGAUGGGGUUCCUGUACAGGGUUUUUAAUGUUUUAGCUUCAUCUAAACGUUAUUGUGCAGGCUUAAACCACUAAUAUUGUGAUCGAAUCGAACAUUUUGGCGAAGAAGCGUUUAAUUGAAGGGAUGGUGUUCAA